Molecule: messenger RNA, 783 nt
Organism: Scheffersomyces coipomensis
Lineage: Eukaryota; Fungi; Ascomycota; Pichiomycetes; Serinales; Debaryomycetaceae
Product: mitochondrial 37S ribosomal protein mS42
Exons: 1
Coding region: 1-783 (260 amino acids)
Biological process (GO): superoxide metabolic process
Molecular function (GO): metal ion binding; superoxide dismutase activity
Source: RefSeq, a predicted model, not a curated record
AUGUUUCAUAGAAGUGGUAGUAGAUUGGCAGGAAGAAUAAUACAGACUUCGAGAAGAUCCUUUCAUGAUGUGCCUGUUUUAAAGAAUCAAGAUCAAUACGUUAUCAAUGGUAUUGAAGGAUUAUAUUCCUCCCAUGGAUUUCAAUCAGCAUGGAUCAAUUAUCAAAAAUAUUUAACGUUGAAUUUAUCAUUACAUACUAGUGGGAGUGAAAAUGAAUUGAAAACUCCAUUUCAAAUCUUAUUAAAUACAGCAAAGCAAACUACUGAACAACAUAUUUUCCAUUAUGCAUCUCAAGCUCAUAAUAAUCAUCUCUUUAUGGAACAAUUCAUACCUAAAUCAGAAGCAGAAAAGACCAGACCUUCUCGAUUAUUAUUGGAAAGAUUAUCAUAUCAAGAUAUCCCUGAUUUGGAAACAUUUAGAGAAAGAAUGUUAUUAUUAGCUGAUUCAUCUUUUGGUCAAGGAUGGGUUUUCUUAGUUGAAUUACCUAAUAAAUCAUUAAAGAUUAUAAGAUGUAAUAAUGAUGGUACACCAUAUUAUUAUGGUAAGAAUCAAUCUUUGGAUUUGAAUGGUGGAGUUGAUGAAGGUAGUUUUGAAUAUUUAAAUGGAUUAAAGGAAAGAGCUAAGAAUGAUGAAAGAGAUUAUACUUUACCUAUUUUAGCUAUAAAUUGUUGGGAUCAAGCUUAUCUUAAUGAUUAUGGUGUUACAGGUAAAGCUGAUUAUUUAUCAAACUUAUGGGAUUGUAUAAAUUGGGAUGUUAUUAAUAAAAGACUUUUCCAAGUUUAA